AUAGUCCUCCACUCAGUUAUCCCGUGAUAAUACACGAGAGAUCGACCAUACUCGAUCUCGGCCGUUAAAAUUUAUUUCUAUAUCUGUCAAGGAUCAAUCGUGCUGCGUACUAUUAUUAUUUAAUAAUUUCACCGACGUUCAACGAACGAGGGGAUAGACGAGACUCGCGACACGUAGAAAAGGACGGAAAGAGCGGGAGAAUCAUUGAGCGUCUUUUCGAGGGGCAUUAAAACCACCCUCAUCGUGUCCAUGUGGAUCAUUAAAUCAACAACUAUUUAAGCGUUUCGAGUCAAGCUGUAAACAGCCGGAGCCUGAUCGUCAUCGAGGGAUGAAACAGACGGAUGGCUGCGGAUUGUGCGGAAUUUAUCCAAAAUGGUUGAGUUCAAGAGCCACCACGAAAAUGUUUCUAUUAGUUUACGGCAUUCUAGGCAUGGUGCAGGCAAUGGCGUUUAUCUACAUCGUCGUAACUCUCACGACGUUGGAAAAAAGAUUCAAAAUACCCAGUCAGACAACAGGAAUCAUCUUAUCGGGCAAUGAAAUCUCGCAGAUUCUGUCUUUGAUUUUGAUUUACUACGGAGGUUCGGGUCAUCGGCCAAGAUGGUUGGCGACAGGUGUUGGACUGAGUGCCGUUUCAUGUUUCGUUUUGGCACUACCACACGCAAUAUACGGUCCGGGAAAGGAUGCACUGGCGCUCACGCAAGAAUACCUCGAUCGUUCUAUACUGAACGAUACCGAAAGUAAGGUUAACACUGAUCUGUCUCUUUGUCCUGGAGAGGAAAAAACGGAACACUGCAACGCUGAGGAUGUCACGGACGCGAGUGCCCUCCCACGGUUUCUCAUAUUUUUCUCUCAGUUCAUUCUCGGCAUUGGUACAACGUUGUACUUUGGCCUUGGUCAAGUUUAUCUGGACGACAACACCGAGAAAAAAGACACGCCGCUUUUACUCGGAUGCACUUUUUCUCUUCGGACGGUUGGACCAGCGAUUGGUUUUGUUCUCGGAUAUGCCUGUCUUAGUUUAUACAUCGAUCCAAUCCUUCACCCUGUUAUCAAUCAGAAUGAUCCACGAUGGUUGGGCGCCUGGUGGCUCGGAUGGAUUAUUCUCGGCAGUCUUUUGGCAGUAUUGACUUGCUUGAUAGCCAUGUUUCCACGAGAACUGCCUCAGCCUAAGCCAAAAGAAAACAAGCAGCAGGAUCCAGGUGAGGCACCUCUGAAGUAUGACCUCAAUUUUUAUUCCUCAAACCCGAAGGACACUUCGCCAGAAGUGUCGAGAUUGACGCCAAUCGAAGAGGAAUACAAACCAACACUUCGAGACUUUCCAGUCACCCUUAAAAGAGUCAUGCUGAAUAAAAUCAUUUUGUGCAACAGUCUCGCGGCUACGUGUGGUAUUCUGGGUGUGAUUCCAUACAUCACGUAUUUAGCGAAAUAUCUGGAAGUUCAAUUUUCUACUCCUGCAGCCGGUGGCACCGUCGUCACAGGCACGAUAUCCCUGAUCGGAAUGGUCAUGGGUUUCUUGAUAUCAGGCUUCGUGAUAAGCAAAUUUAAACCUGCAGCAGCGAAGCUCCUGUCGUGGAAUGUCUUCGUCGGCGUCAUUUAUUUCGGGAUCAUAAUGUCAUUUAUCUUCGUGGAAUGCGAUGGACCUCGCGUCAAAGGGCUGGACUUACAGUUCGACAGAACGAACUUCACGGAGCAAUGCAACAUCGAUUGCAACUGCGAGGGUGUAAAAUACGCCCCGGUCUGUCACGUUUCGUCAAUGACGACGUACUACUCGGCUUGCCACGCAGGAUGUACGAUUAUAAUCGACGGCCAAGAUUACGGGAAUUGCAGUUGUGUAUCACAAACGGGUUCGGCGUCGAACGAGGGCAUCGCAAUUUCGGACUUUUCUAUAGCGAUUAAUGAUACAAUGGACGAGUUGAAUUUCGUAAAAGCUGGCCCUUGUCCAGUCGAUUGUACCAAAGCCUACGUUGUGUUUUCUGUUCUGAGCACCGUCACUCACAUUCUCAUUUCAUCUGGCAAAAUUGGCAACAUACUCGUCAACUAUCGGUGCGUUGAGAAAAGAGACAAGAGCUUCGCUCAGGGUGUGACCCUGACGUUCGUAUCCUUAUUCGGUCUCAUACCAGGACCCAUCAUUUUCGGCGCCCUCAUAGACUCGACCUGCCUCAUUUGGGACCAUUCUUGUGGUGCACAAGGAAACUGUUGGUACUAUGACAAGGAGGACUUUCGGUACAUCAUCAAUUCUGUUUCUGCAACGUUCAUUCUGUGCUCCGCUAUUCUCGAUGGUCUUCUCUGUUAUCUGGCUCGAAACCUCGACCUCUAUGGUCUUAAGGACGACAAGCGUCUCGGAUUCGUCAAGGAUAUCAUCGCAUCUCCAUCGGCAAAUUCCCCGACCGAGGUCAACGGAAUGGCACCCUCGCUCGCCGAGACACCCGACGAUAUCGAUGGGAGUUCCAAAUUUUGAGGACUUUCCCUCGUCUCCUUCGGCGCGGUUGAUCAUGCCGGAGUUUCGGGUGAUAAAAAGGAAAACGUGAGGGCUUCGCGUUCCGCAAUUCUUUCGAAAAAGCAAAAAGAUCUUAUCGUCAUAAUCUGCGUUCCAGAAAAGAGUUGAGCUUGUGCCAGACCAAAUUCGAUGAUAGAUCAAAACGGACGUUGAUUUUGUAAAUAAAUUAAAAAGUUUCUAGGAGAAACCGCGCACUUGUUUCAUAUUUUUCUAUGCAAUGUACGGAAUUUCAAAGAUUGUGUUACCCUCAAAAAUGCAGUCUAUUCGUAAAAUUAUUUUGUUUAUGUUUUCAUACGAUAGAAAGUCGGUAGAAUUUUCCUCGUUAUCUAUAACUCAUGUGUGAUUAAAAAAGAAUCUUUUGAUCAUUUUUUUCCAAUUUUAUGCUUCGUACUCAAAGUAUGAACCUGACAUAAUUGACGUACAGUUUGACAUACUUGUAUUUGAACCAAUGAAGGAUCCAGUGUCAGUUUUAAGUCAUUUUCAUUAAAUAUACAAUCGCUCGAGAAAGAAAAAAAUUUAUCUGUGGAAGAGUAAAGAGAUUUGUGAUGCGGCAGCACGAGAUUAAAGUCCGAGUCACCAAAGAUUCUUUGGAGGAAUCAAGGACGAUACAAGAACGAGCUUCAAAAAAGAAGCGCAAGAUUAAGUCUCCACCGAGACUCGCGACGAGUUCCUCCAAUGGGUACACUAAAAUAAUGAUAAUUAUAACAAUAAUAAUAACAACAAAAUGCGACAGUAUCCUUCGGGAGUGAGGGAGAGAGCCGAAAAAAGGGUAUACGACAUUGGGGCUCGAGAGUUUUUGUUUGAGAGCCUUUUAAUUUUUAAGCCUCCUAGAUCUCCCGACUAAUGAAUUCGGCUUUCCGCGAGCGAAGCUCGCUUUUCUACUCGAACCUCUCUCGCCCACACUGGCGUCGGGCAAAUUGACCCCCCCCCCCCCCCCCUCCUCUCUCCACCCCUCACUCCCUCCUUCGUCCUCUUUUCGCGUCGUCUCUUUGGCAUUGCGCUUUUUCAUAUCGAUCGGGUUUCCGUUAUCCUCUCGAAGAGCCGGAGUAUCAAAACCAUGUGAAAUUAACGAAGAUUACGAAAGUGAAUGAUAAAUAAUUUUGAAAAUUUUUUUUACUAUUCUAUUCUCAUUAUUUUUCCGUAAAGUCAUAAUUUUUAGCUACUCGUUCACUCUGCCGUAUAAUAUCCAUGAAAAUAGGCAAAUAAGAAAAAACUGUUACAUUAUAAGACACGCUCUCUUCAUAAUAAAAUUGAUUUUACCACUGUG
This is a messenger RNA of Venturia canescens, 3761 nucleotides long. RefSeq names its product Organic anion transporting polypeptide 33Ea (gene Oatp33Ea). Lineage: Eukaryota; Metazoa; Arthropoda; Insecta; Hymenoptera; Ichneumonidae. Gene Ontology annotation, biological process: sodium-independent organic anion transport; transmembrane transport. Gene Ontology annotation, molecular function: protein binding. The transcript has 8 exons. The record is from RefSeq and is a predicted model, not a curated record. Gene Ontology annotation, cellular component: plasma membrane. Bases 329 to 2455 code for a protein of 708 amino acids.